Messenger RNA from Adineta ricciae, 4035 nucleotides. Lineage: Eukaryota; Metazoa; Rotifera; Eurotatoria; Adinetida; Adinetidae. The record is from the annotation of a GenBank genome assembly.
AUGACUGAUCCAUUAGACGGAUUGUCGAACUAUCAGUCAUUACCAUCUGAGCAAAUGUUUACGACGAAUGAAGCAACAGCAGCAGCUGCUGCAGCAGCCAGUAUACCGAUCUCGGACUUUCGACGAAAUGAAAUUCGACCGAUUCUGAGUGACGAUGAUCGACAUAAAUCAAUUUAUCAUCAGCCCAGUUUGACAAAAUAUAGUUCAGCAGAACGACGGAAAAAACGUCAUCAUCGUUCACAUGUAUCCGGAGAAUCUUUCGAUGCAGCGUCGAAAUCAGUCACGAGUAUUGAAACUAAUGAGUCAUGCGAAAUUGAUAAUCCAAGUGCACGUAUUCAAUUUCUACUCGGUGAUGACGAUCAAGAAGAGGAUGACGAAGAACAUAAACCACAUGAUUUAUUUAUUGAGUUAAAUGAAUUGACUCUUGGUAAUGACAAACCCAAUGAAUCAGGCGAAAUUAUUGAACAAGGCUGGAAAGAAACAGCAAGAUGGGUCAAAUUCGAAGAAGAUGUCGAAACUGGUGGGCGAUGGAGCAAACCCUAUGUUGCUACUCUAUCCUUACAUUCAUUACUCGAAUUACGAAAUUGUAUUUUCAGCGGAAGUGUGAUACUCGAUAUGCAAGCUGAUCAAUUACCGAUAAUCAUUGAUAUGAUUCUUGAUGAUAUGAUUGCUAAUAAAACCCUAUUAUCCGACAAACGACUUGCUACACGUAAUGCUCUUCUUCUGAAACAUAUUCAUCAGCAUGAAAAAGAAUUUCAUCGCCAUUUAAAUACGCAAGAAAGCAAGAAACCAUUGCCGUUUACUCGUUCAUUAGCUGAAUUAACAAAGAGUCGUUCACAGAAGGAUGUCACAUCGAUGGGGACCGACCCGGCGAUGUCAACAGGAGGAAAUCCUAAUCAAACACCCACUCACAAACCUCCUAAUAAUACGUCUGCAGAGAAAUUUCUUACGGUUGGCAGUGGUGAUCUAUCAAAAGUCCGUGCUAAUGAAAAUGAUGAAAGUGGAACUAAUUUGAUCACGCCGGAGUCUCGUGCUAAAAUCAAUACGGGCUUUUUGAAAAAAGUUCCACCGAACGCUGAAGCGACGAAUGUUUUAAUCGGUGCUGUGGAUUUUCUUCAAACACCUGUCUAUGCCUUUAUCCGUCUGAAGAAAGGUGUCAUCGUACCUGAUUUGUUGGAAAUACCUGUCCCGGUGCGAUUUCUUUUUAUUUUACUUGGACCUAACAUUGAACACUUACGUUACCAUGAGAUCGGACGAUCCAUCGGCACGUUAAUGUCAGAUGAAAUCUUUCAUGAUGUCGCGUAUAGAGCACGAAAUCGACAGGAUUUACUUGCGGGUAUUGAUGAUUUCCUUGAUCAUGUCACUGUGUUACCACCUGGUGAAUGGGAUCCCAAAACACGUAUUGAACCACCGAAAAGUGUUCCGAAAAAGGAAGAACGAUUGGAAAGAAAUAAAAUGAAUGGUGUUACACAACCGACUGACAUCGAGCAUACUGAACAUGAAUUCGAUCCGUCAUUGACACGAACAGGACGAUUUUGUGGUGGUUUAAUUGAUGAUAUUAAACGAAAAGCACCAUUUUAUUUGUCAGAUUUGACUGAUGCGUUUUCAUUUCAAUCGCUUGCAGCGAUUAUAUUUCUUUAUUUUGCCUGUCUAUCGCCAAUUAUUACGUUUGGUGGCCUCUUGAGUAAAGCAACUGAUAAUAACAUGGCUGCUAUCGAAAGUCUGCUAUCAGGUGCAAUAUGCGGUUGUUUAUAUCAUUUGUUUGCUGGUCAACCUUUGACAAUAUUAGGCAGUACCGGUCCUGUACUCGUGUUCGAAACGAUUGUUAAUCAUUUUUGCAAAAAUCAUGGAUUUGAUUACAUGAACUUUCGGUGUUGGAUUGGUUUAUGGACCGCAUUCAUCCUAAUAAUUAUGGUCGUUACCGAUGCAAGCUAUCUGGUAAAAUACAUCACUAGAUUUACUGAGGAAAGUUUUGCUGCGCUGAUUGGUAUUAUCUUCAUCUAUGAAGCAUUUGAUAAAAUGAUUGAGAUCAACCAUGCACGACCCGUACGAUUGCACACAGUUCAUUCACUUCCACCGGAUUGUUCUUGUUCGCUGUCAAAGUACGCAGAGCCGAACACAACGAUAACAAUCAGCGAUUGUUUCAGAAACAAGUCCUAUGAAUUUAGUGGUCCAAAUUGUAAUCUCAACAAAGGCGAACCUUAUAUUCCGGAUGUAUUCUUGUUCUCAAUAAUUCUUUUCCUUUCAACGUUUGUUUUGGCUUAUACAUUGAAGAAUUUCAAAUUCAGUCGAUUUCUAUCGCUGACGAUUCGGACAAAAGUGAGCGAUUUCGGUGUUGUAUUAGCAAUUUUCAUCAAUGUCCUAAUUGACUAUCUGAUUGGUCUUGACACACCCAAGUUGCUUGUGCCGAGAAAAUUCGAGACGACAAAAGUAGGUCGCGGCUGGAUCAUUAAUCCGUUUCGAAAGAAUCCUCCGUAUAUGUAUGCUGCUGCUCUAUUGCCUGCAUUAUUAGCAACAAUACUUAUCUUUAUGGAUCAACAAAUCUCAGCUGUCAUUGUCAAUCGAAAAGAAAACAAACUGAAAAAAGGAUGCGGUUAUCAUCUUGAUCUCUUAAUUGUUGCACUUUGUAUUGCGAUUAAUUCGAUCCUCGGUCUUCCGUGGUUCGUUGCUGCCACAGUUUUGUCUAUCAAUCAUGUCAUUGCUCUUAAACUCGAAUCUGAAACAGCUGCACCUGGAGAGAAAGCGAAAUUUCUCGGUGUUCGCGAGCAGCGUGUCACUGGCUUUAUCGUCUUUCUCUUCAUUGGCUUAUCCGUAUUUCUAACCAAGUUCCUCAGCCUUAUUCCAAUGCCAGUUCUCUACGGAGUCUUCCUUUACAUGGGCAUAUCAUCGAUGAAGGAAAUUCAGUUAAUAUCACGAAUUCUCUUGAUGUUUAUGCCGGAGAAAUAUCAGCCCGAUUAUGUUUAUCUUCGACAUGUUCGCACGCGCCGUGUCCAUCUAUUUACGAUUAUUCAAUUAACAUGUUUAAUUUCGUUAUGGAUCAUCAAGUCAAUCAAAAGUAUUUCAAUCUUAUUUCCAAUCAUGGUUUUAGCUUUAGUUGGCGCACGAAAAGCAAUGGAUUACGUGUUUACUAAACGCGAGUUACAAUCAUUGGAUGAUCUCAUGCCUGAAACCGUUAAGAAGGAAAUUGAAGAGCGAAGAAACAGCGCUCUACCCGAAGCACUCAAUGAAGCAGAUCAACCAAAGGAAACCAUAAAAUUUGAUAGCAGUGAACUACGCAUCUCCAUCGGCGAUGGAAAAGUCGUUAAAGUUCCAACAGAAAAUGUUCAAAUCAAUCCAUCGACAGGUGUGAUUAACUUUUCCGAAGAAGUUGGUAAAACAUCCUUGUGGAAAUCAAUUUCAAAAUCUUCUAAUCACGACAAACAUUCGCGCACUUCAGGAAUCAAAAACAAAAUUCGUAAAUUGAGUUUGAGUUUCCUCAGUCCUGACGAAGACCGAAGUUUAGUCUCAACAGGCAAUACACAAUUGCCGUCGAUUGUCAUCGAACAAAUCGAACCGUCAGCAUCUAACAGUGCUCAACAAAGUCGAAGAACUACAUCACUGUUGUCAAGUGAAGAGGAUAUGAAUACUCCUGACCAGACAAAAUACGAGUCGAAUGCAAAUGUUGAUCAACAACGGUUUGACGAUCAACUACAGCAACAAUUGAUUCAACAUCAGACAAGUCGCAAACGAGAGAGAGAUUAUGCAAGAAUAUUCCGUGAAUACAAUACACCUGCUCAAUGGUAUCAAGCAUCUCCAUUACCACGAUCGAUUUAUUUCUACGAUCCACAGUAUCAAAGAUAUCUUCGACAACAGUCAGGAUUACCGAUGAAUAGCCCGCGGGCUUACUCACCAAGGCAUGUUGCUAGUCGAUCGCCAUCUCGUGCAAAACCUUCAAAAGCUCACUCGCCGUCCAGACGAUCCCAUUCAUCUCGCGUACGAAUGCAACCGUCGGUAUUGCCACCGAUAACAACUGCGAAACAAGUCAAAGACGAGUAA